AUGGCGUGGCUAAUCAUAUUAUCCACUGCCAGCGUCUUGCUGUGCACCUGUUUCGCAUACGCGGUUCAUGCAGUCUUCAACCAUCGUCGCAAGAUCAAUGAGCUUCGAAUACAGGGGGUGCCCAUGCCCAAAGGGUGGAAUUGGAUCACAGGCCACCUCCUCGUGCUGCAGAAGUACCUAGAUGGAGUCCCUCCGGACGCAGCCGUCGCUUUCGCGGUGCGAGACCUUUGUUGGGAGUUCGCCGACACUGAGCUCUUUCUCAUUGACUUCUGGCCAAUGUACCCUCCUCUGUUCACAACCUUUGGCCCUGAAGCCAUCAGUCAGGUUUGCAACAAGUACAACCUGCCCAAGCCUCUUGUCGCCGCGACAUCUAUGCGACCCGUAGCUGGUGGCCCGGACAUGGUCUCCAUGAAUGGAGAUGAGUGGAAGUACUGGAGGUCACUGUUCAACCCCGGCUUCAGCACUGGGGCCGUGUUGAACCAUGUUCCUCAUAUUGUCGACUCGGUUCUGGUAUUUCGUGAAAAGUUGAUUCAGAUGGCUGGAAAAGGGAUGUUCUCUUUGGACGAGUUGACCACAAAACUCACCCAGGAGGUGAUUCUGAAAGUUACAUUGGAUGACGAUUCGCAUCACCAAGAGUCGCCUAAUGUUCUUGCAACCGCACUUGGCCACAUCCUAGACUGGCACUCUUUUUGGGACCCUCGCAAACUAAUGCAUCCACUCCGUCCCCUGGUUCAAUGGUAUCAUGGACGUAUCAUGGACAACUAUAUCCGCCAGAUGCUGGAGAAGCGAUUCCAGGAUAUCAAAGCGGCACGUGCAGUCGGUGCGAACGGGAAAGGAGAGAAGCCCAAUUCUAUCAAAUCUGUCACCACUCUCGCACUCGAAGCUUACUUGGCUGAGAACCCAGAGGUAGAUACUAUCCACAAAGAGAAACUGGACGAGAGGUUUGCACACUACGCGGGAAGCCAAAUUCGACUUUUUCUUUUUGCAGGCACUGAUACGACAGCCUCGAUGAUGGUCUACGCCUACCACAUGCUUUCCAAGCAUCCCGAAUGGCUUAAGAAACUGAGGAAUGAGCACGAUGAGAUUUUGGGGAACGAACCCAACGAUGCAGCCAGAGUUCUGAAGGAGAACCCCAGCCUACUGAACAACUGCAAGCUCACGGUGGCAUUUAUAAAGGAGACGCUCCGCAAAUAUGCACCUGCUGGGACGGUGCGCUCCGGAAGUCCGGGAGUCACCAUCACCGACCUCCAAGGCAACGAGCAACCCAUGGAUUACGUCGGCGCGAAUAUACUUCACCAGGCGCUACACGUAAACCCGCGGGUAUGGCCAAGGCCCAAUGACUUUCUGCCGGAGAGAUUUCUCGUUGGCCCUGAACACGAGCUGCACCCGGAUCCGGCUGCCUUCCGACCUUUCGAACAAGGUCCUCGAAACUGCAUCGGGCAGACUUUGGUGUGGAACGAGCUUCGCGUGGCUGUCAUCCUUACCUGCAGGGAUCUCGAGAUACGCGAUGCCUACGAUGAUUUCGAUGCCGAGAGGGAGAGCGAGCUGGGCCUCGUUGAGAAGAUGAGGAGGACGCUCUUCGGGCAGCCCGUCAAAACUGUACACGGGGAACGGGCAUAUCAGACGGACUCAGGGGGGCUGCAUCCCGCGAACGGGUAUCCAUGA
Molecule: messenger RNA, 1665 nt
Organism: Diaporthe citri
Lineage: Eukaryota; Fungi; Ascomycota; Sordariomycetes; Diaporthales; Diaporthaceae
Exons: 3
Coding region: 1-1665 (554 amino acids)
Molecular function (GO): oxidoreductase activity, acting on paired donors, with incorporation or reduction of molecular oxygen; monooxygenase activity; heme binding
Source: RefSeq, a predicted model, not a curated record